Messenger RNA from Drosophila santomea, 562 nucleotides. RefSeq lists its product as uncharacterized. NCBI's taxonomy places the organism in Eukaryota, Metazoa, Arthropoda, Insecta, Diptera, Drosophilidae. The record is from RefSeq and is a predicted model, not a curated record. The coding region runs from base 194 to 562 and encodes 122 amino acids. The transcript has 2 exons.
GCCAGACACACAGAUACACAUGUGCAUGAGUAUAUGAGUAUAUCCCCACACAUCCCAACGAAGCUCGGAGACGAAGGCGUUUUGGUUUCGGUUCGGGCAAUUAGCCCAAUGGACAAUAAACGUUACCGUGACGCAGGUGGGGCGAAGUCGGCCUCUCUCUCAAAAAGGUGAGCAUAUACAUAUAUACAGAUAUAUGCGCUGGGGGUAUGGGUGCUUUCUACAGAUCGCGCAGCAUUGGGCAUUCGACGGCCAGACAAGUCUGCCUCGCUCCAUUACUCAUACGCCGUGUGGCCGCAGAGGAGGAGGAGUAGAAGGAGGAAGAUCGGAGGAUUCGGAGCCAGUGGCGGAUGAGGAUAACCGGGUGCCCCAGUUCACAGAGUGCAAGCGCAAUGUUGUUGUUAGGAGAGAUUCUUAUCUGCCGAAAAUUCCCAAGACUCCAGUCCAGAGUUUGGGCAUACUUUUGGGGGCCAUCAGCUCUUCACUGAUUACUCCUACUGCUGAUGGCAAUCAAAUCACCCUGUAUUCUUCCAUGAUAAUGAUAUCAAUCAAUUUACUGGCAUAG